This is a messenger RNA of Coprinopsis cinerea okayama7#130, 1281 nucleotides long. Its product is annotated as serine/threonine protein kinase. The transcript is spliced from 4 exons. The record is from RefSeq and is a predicted model, not a curated record. Gene Ontology annotation, biological process: protein phosphorylation. Lineage: Eukaryota; Fungi; Basidiomycota; Agaricomycetes; Agaricales; Psathyrellaceae. Gene Ontology annotation, molecular function: ATP binding; protein kinase activity. The coding region runs from base 1 to 1281 and encodes 426 amino acids.
AUGGGAGAAAGUGUCCGUGUCGAGAAUAAGGGCAAAAAUGAGAAUAAAGAGAAGGACUUUCGCCAACGCGACAUUGACGAUCUUGCGGAGGUGUUGGAAAACGGAAGUUUCCGCCAAUUGUUCUCCUGUAUAGUUGCGAAGCACAUUGGAGAAACUGAUCCACUCAAUGGGUUGGAAGAUGACCCAGCUGGCAGUUAUUGGAAGAUAAUUGAGCCACCACCCCCACGUCUCCCCAGACGUCGUUGUCUCUUCGUGUACGAACACGUAUGCACACCGCUCAACGACAUUCCCUCUCUUGGGGAAGCUGUCGACAUACUCAGACUGGUCCUAAUACCACUACGUUUGAUGUUCUGUGCGGGUUGGGUGCAUCGCGAUAUCAGUCCCGGCAAUAUCCUGGCAUAUCGUGAAUCACCGGGCUCGCCUUGGACUGUCAAGCUCUCCGAUCUAGAGCAUGCAAAACGUUUCCCUGAUCCUGCAUCGACUGGUGCGGCGGAUAGCAUCAUUGGAACGCCCUAUUUCAUCGCCUAUGAAAUCUCCGGAAGGAAGCACGUUUACCCCAUGUUUCAGGAGUACGAGCGUGACGCGUCCCACCCUGUCAAACCUGUCCCGGUCGUUCAUUGCUACCAACACGAUUUGGAGUCAAUCUGGUGGAUCCUCAUUUGGCUGAUUACCAUGCGCAUCAACCAAAAGCUUCCAUGGAGAUUUGGGGCAAAACAUUUCACGGAUAAAGUCGGUUAUGGGCAUGCCAGCCGACGCGGUGCGCUGCUAACGCAAGGUCUUGCCUACGACAUUGACAUCCACCACUCCCUCCCUCCGGUACUCCAACGCUCUCCGUUCCUCAUAGGCCUGGACCGACUGCGACGCCAUCUGUAUAUCGGAUACAGCACACGAAGCUGGGAGGCCAAAUGGACCGACGUCUCCUCGUACUCGUUAAUUGCGAGUGAGGGAAUGAAUAGUUUCUUUGAUGAGGUUAAGGCGAGUAGGGCGGAAUGGGAAGACAUUGAGCUUAUUGUCAACUCGGAACCCCGCCCGCCUACAGCUCACGCUUCGGGUGCCAACAAGCAACACGGCAAGCCGGUGUCCAAUAAGCGUGAAGCUGGGGACCUGGGUGGGGAAGGAAGAGUGCGCAAGAGGGCGAGACCGAACUCGACGCCAGCUCCUGCUAUCGUUUCUGGCAGGACAGGACCCAUUACACGGUCGAUGGCUAGGAAUGAGGGUCGAAUUACGAGGUCUAUGACCCGUCGCCUUCAAGAAGAGGAAAGGCAGAAGAAACGUCGCUAA